This is a messenger RNA of Carlito syrichta (Philippine tarsier), 2608 nucleotides long. RefSeq names its product CDC42 binding protein kinase gamma (gene CDC42BPG). The record is from RefSeq and is a predicted model, not a curated record. The transcript is spliced from 24 exons. Gene Ontology annotation, cellular component: cytoplasm; cytoskeleton. The annotation marks the transcript as partial. Lineage: Eukaryota; Metazoa; Chordata; Mammalia; Primates; Tarsiidae. Gene Ontology annotation, molecular function: ATP binding; protein serine/threonine kinase activity. Gene Ontology annotation, biological process: peptidyl-threonine phosphorylation; actomyosin structure organization.
AUGCCCCCCUCAGAGGCGUCUGGGACUGUGAGAAAGAAGGAGGCUCUUGGCCAGGCAAAGGCCUCCCCCUUCGUGUCCAAGGUGAAGGAACUGCGUCUGCAGAGAGAUGACUUUGAGAUCUUGAAGGUGAUCGGCCGAGGGGCCUUCGGGGAGGUCGCCGUGGUGAGGCAGAGGGACAGUGGACAGAUCUUCGCCAUGAAAAUGCUGCACAAGUGGGAGAUGCUGAAGAGGGCUGAGACAGCCUGUUUCCGGGAGGAGCGUGACGUCCUGGUGAAAGGGGACAGCCAGUGGGUGACCGCUCUGCACUAUGCUUUCCAAGACGAGGAGUAUCUGUACCUGGUGAUGGACUAUUACGCCGGUGGGGAUCUUCUCACGCUGCUGAGUCGCUUUGAGGACCGCCUCCCGCCCGAGCUGGCCCAGUUCUACCUGGCAGAGAUGGUGCUGGCCAUCCACUCCCUGCACCAGCUGGGCUACGUCCACAGGGACGUCAAGCCGGACAAUGUCCUCCUGGACAUGAACGGGCACAUCCGCCUGGCCGACUUUGGCUCCUGCCUGCGUCUGAACAAUAGUGGCAUGGUGGACUCGUCCGUGGCAGUUGGGACGCCAGACUAUAUCUCCCCUGAGAUCUUGCAGGCCAUGGAGGAGGGCAAAGGCCACUACGGCCCACAGUGCGACUGGUGGUCGCUGGGAGUCUGCGCCUACGAGCUGCUCUUCGGGGAGACGCCCUUCUAUGCCGAGUCCCUGGUGGAAACCUACAGCAAGAUUAUGAACCAUGAGGACCAUCUGCAGUUCCCCCCGGAUGCGCCUGAUGUACCGGCCAGUGCCCGAGACCUGAUCCGACAGCUGCUGUGUCGCCAGGAGGAACGGCUGGGCCGUGGAGGGCUGGACGACUUCCGGAACCAUCCCUUCUUUGAAGGCGUGGACUGGGAGAGGCUGGCGACUAGUACGGCCCCCUACGUCCCUGAGCUUCGCGGACCCGUGGACACCUCCAACUUCGAUGUGGAUGACAACACCCUCAACCAUCCAGGGACUGUGCCGCCACCCUCCCAUGGGGCCUUCUCGGGCCACCACCUGCCAUUUGUGGGCUUCACCUACACCUCUGGCAGCCACAGUCCUGAGAGUGGCUCUGAGGCCUUGGCUGCACUGGAGCGGAAAUUACGCUGUUUGGAGCAGGAGAAAGCAGAGCUGGGCCGGAAGCGCCAAGAGGCCCCACACGUCCACCCAGACCACCGGGAGCUGGAACAGCUUCGGAAGGAAGUGCAGACCCUCCGAGAGAGGCUGGCAGAGACGCUGAGGGACAAGGCCCCUUCGUGUCAAACGGAUGGGACCCCUGCUGGCAGCCCAGGUCAGGACAGUGACCUCCUGCAGGAGAGAGACCGGCUUCAGCAGGUGAGGCUCCGAGAGGCAGAGCUGGGCCGAGCCCAGGGGCAGCAGGGAGAGCUGCUUCAGAGGCUGCAGGAAGCCCACGAGAGACAGGCGGCCACAGCCAGCCUGGUUCAGGCCCUGAGCUCCCAGCUGGAAGGAGCCAGAGCUGCCCGGAGGGAGCUGGAGGCCCAGGUGGCCACCCUGAGCCGGGAGGUGACACGGCUGCAGGAACAGCAGAAACGAAGCCUUGAUGAGGCAUUUUCCCGGACCAAGACCGUCCACGCAGCCUCUGAGACCAACGGCACGGGACCCCCCGAGGGUGGGCCUCAGGAGACGCUGCUGAGGAAGGAGGUGGCUGCACUGCGUGAGCAGUUGGAGAGAGCCCGCAGCCACGGGCCGAGCGGGAAGGAGGAAGCUCUGUGUCGGCUGGAGGAAGAGAACCGACGGCUGAGCCUGGAGCAGGAGAGGCUGGUGGAGGAGCUGGUGCAGGAGCACCAGAACAAGCAGCGGCUGGAGGGCGAGCGGCGGGAGACCGAGAGCAACUGGGAGGCCCAGAUCGCCGACAUCCUCAGCUGGGUGAACGAUGAGAAGGUUUCGAGAGGGUACCUGCAGGCCUUGGCCACCAAGAUGGCCGAGGAGCUGGAGUCCUUGAGGAAUGUGGGCACCCAGACGCUCCCUGCCCGGCCGCUGGACCACCAGUGGAAGGCGCGGCGGCUGCAGAAGAUGGAGGCGUCGGCCAGGCUGGAGCUGCAGUCGGCUCUGGAGGCCGAGAUCCGCGCCAAGCAGGGCCUGCAGGAGCGGCUGACUCAGGCUCAGGAGGCCCAGCGGCUGGCAGAGCGCCGUCUGCAGGAGGCUGAGAAGCAGAGCCAGGCCCUGCAACAGGAGCUGGCUGGGCUGCGCCAGGAGCUGCAGGCCCGUGGGCCAGGGGACAGCAAGUCCUCAAACUCCCUGAUUCCCUUCCUGUCCUUCCGGAGCUCAGAGAAGGAUUCUGCCAAGGACCCCGGCGUCUCAGGAGAGGUCCCAAGGCCUGGGGCGGAACCAGAGCUGCGGCCAGAAGGCCGACGCAGUCUGCGCAUGGGGGCUGUGUUCCCCAGAGCACCUGCUGCCACCUCAGCCCCUGUGGAAAGCCCUGCUAAGCCUGGCUCACACAUGCUGCGUCCCCGAAGCUUCCAGUCCCCCACCAAGUGUCUCCGCUGCACCUCGCUGAUGCUGGGCCUAGGCCGCCAGGGUCUGGGCUGUGACG